GUAUCUUUGGGAUUCCACGUGGCCAGAGGAGACAAGUAACAAGUGAAGAGGUACCGAUUUAUAUCCAUCUUCGUACGUGGCCAUUAAACAUCACAAGCAGAAAAUGGGCUCUUACUGGGGCUGUAGUUGUUUUGGGCUAUGGUAUGGCUGGGCUGGACUGGAUAUUCCCGCCAAAAGACAUAAGAGUACAUAUGGUGGGAUUGGAAAAAGUACAAAGAUUGGGCCGAAAGACAAUGUAUUAGUCUAUGCAAAUAAAUCGUGAGUGAUUACUAAUAUUAAAAGUAGGUAAAAGGUCAGAUAACCGUUUAAAUUACAAUUAAAUUCCUAAAUUUUAAAAUAGCUUACAUCUUUAAAAUUAGCUCUAUUUAUUAUUUUCACACGUUAAAAGAAAUUUGUUUUCUUUAUAUAGAAAAAGUCUUAAUAUCUUUUUAAUAAAUAAAAAAAUAAAAUGGUAAUUCUUUUCUCUACUUUGAUAAUAGAAAAUUACACAUCCUUAUUUGUUAAAGAUAAUUAACUCUAAAAAUAUAAUUGUUGUAUUCUUUAUAUUUUAAGAAUGUAAUUAAUUUUAUUUAAAAUUUAAUAUCUCGACCUUUUGGUAUAUUCUACGGUUUGCUUUGAUCAUCACAGAGCAACAUUUGAAGCCGGCAGCAUCUAACAGCUACUUAAUAGUUAAUUAAAUAGUCAAAAAAGAAAAAAAAAAAAAAAAAAAACUAACCAACAGCUACGUCCUACUUGUAUCUAAUGGCCGGCUCUGUUUUCCUCUCCGCUGUGAAUGUCAAAGUAAUCAACAUACCUACGGAAUAGCCGUGAACAAAAUCUCUCCUCCGUAAUCUAUGGAAACUUUUCGACGUUGUUCUCCUUAUUCAGAAAUGUUUCAGAUGAUGGUUAGUUGCUAUUUGAGUUGAUUGGAAAUUUUAGAUCAUCACAGAGCGACUUAAACAUGGCAGGAGACUACAGGUUUGGGAUGGAUCAAAAGGAUAUUAUAAAGUUCUUGAUCACCACUGUGGAUAGUUUUAUACAGGAUCGGUUAAUUAAUAGAGAACAAAGGAUCCAGCACAAAGAACAGUGUGCUGAGAGAUUAGUAGCUGAAGAUGGGAGCUGUGGCAAGGACAUGGAGAUUCGAUACUCAGAUCAAGCAGUAUUAGCAAAUUUAGAUUGGGGUAUUGAAGCCCUUGAAGAAGCUAUUAACACUGCCAAUAUGGAAACGAAGCUGGCACGGCUAGAUUAUGCGGAGAAGAUGCUGCAAGUGUGUGCCAUGCUGAACUCUGACCAGAGGACAGCAGGAGUCCCCAAUUUCUACCUCUCUGCCUGGGCUCACCUUAACCUUUCAUAUCUGUGGAAAUUGCGUAACAAUGUCCAUAAUUCAGUUUCUCAUGUUCUUGAGAUGUUUGUUAUUGAUCCAUUCUUCUCAAGGAUUGAUUUUGCACCCGAACUGUGGAAAGAUCUAUUUCUGCCGCAUAUGAGCUCAAUUGUUGGCUGGUAUUCUGAAGCAAGGCACAGGCUGAUGGUGGAAGUGAUUCCAGAUUCUUAUGAUUUUUCAUUUACGGCUGACAUGGAUCAAUUCUUCAAUGAGUCUCUGGUAUUCUCUAUGAAGCCAGAGCAAGUGGAAAAGUUGCAAAAGCUGGAGCAGCUUUAUGGAGAAUCACUGGGUGAGAACACACGGCUCUUUGCUAAAUACUAUGAGGAUUGCAUGAAUUCUGAUUCUAUCACAAGCAAGAAGAUAGCUCCAAUGUUGCCAAUAGCAGAGCCACCGAUGACUCCUCUGCAUGAAGUUAGCCGCUCAAUUCCUGAUUAUGUGAAAUUUGGUCCCAUCCUGCCUAAGAGUGCUGGUUUUUCUCCAGUCGUCCGAUCUAAAUAUGGUGCAAGAGAAGCGGGCAGAUUAAGCGCGAGUCCAAGUCUUUCACAUAAUCUGGAAGAGUCUACUGUUUGGGAUACUCAGGAGUCCAUACUUAACGAGAAUGAAGAUCAUUCUGAUCCUGAUAAUGGUAAUUUGGAUUCUGAAGAUAAAAGCCAUAAGUUGGUAACUCUUAGAAGCACGAAAAUGAUUGAGAUUAAGGAAAUGGGCACAAUAAAGCCAUCUAAAUCAAGCAGUCGGUCACACUCUCCCACAAUCUUCUCUUCUAUGGAUUCCCCAAGUACUUUUUGGCCAAAGGUUUCUGCUAAUUCAGAUGCGCAUUCUAAGACAGAAUCCACAUCCCUAUCGCGGCAUCUGUCCAGCCAAGUCAUGGAUUCUACUAAUGCCCCCUCUUUGCCUGUUUCUCCAAGCAUCAUCAAUGAUUACAGCAUUAGCUCACGAGACUCGGAUGGUGAAGUGACAGAUCUGCACAGAAGUGUCAGGAAUAAGUAUGUUCGAACAAGGAGUAUCAGUUAUGAUAAUGUGAACAGCCAAGAAUUAGAGAACAGCUCUCUUAAUGAAAGUGAUGAAGGAAGUCAGGGCUGCAUUUCUUCGUGCAUUUCUGAUAAGUCGACUCCUCGUUCAAGACCACCAAAAGAUUUUGUUUGCCCUAUUACAGGCCAGCUUUUUAUUGAUCCUGUUACUCUUGAAACUGGUCAAACAUAUGAAAGAAAAGCCAUUCAAGAAUGGCUAAAAAGAGGAAAUACAACGUGCCCUAUUACUCGACAACCUCUCUCGGCAAACUCAUUACCCAAAACAAACUAUGUAUUGAAGAGACUCAUAACAUCUUGGAAAGAGCAGUAUCCUGAUCUUGCUCAGGAAUUUUCAUACUCUGAAACACCAAGGAACUCAUUCAACUCAUCCGCCAUAAAAGAAAGUACAUUGGUGUCCAUUCCUUCAAGAUUUGAUUUUCUGAGUCAAAACUGUGCGGGUAAUUAUAUACACCAGAGGAGCAAAAGAUUUGUGCGAUCAACAGUAUCUACAUCACCAACCAGUGUAAUAUCCCAAGCCACAAUUGACACAAUAAUCAAUGGAUUAAAACCAUAUAUUUCAUGCCUUUGCACUUCGGAAAACUUACAAGAAUGUGAAGCAGCAGUUUUAGCAAUAGCAAAACUAUGGAAGGACUCAAAGGGUGAUCCUGGGUUACAUUCAUAUUUGUUCAAACCAACAAUCAUAAAUGGGUAUGUGGAAAUAUUGUCAAGUUCGCUAAACAGGGAAGUUCUCAGAACUUCAAUUUACAUUCUUUCUGAGCUAUUAUUUUCAGAUGAAAGUGUCGGAGAGAUUCUGACUAGUGUAGAUUCUGAUUUUGACUGCCUGGCUGCAUUGCUUAAGAAUGGGUUAGCUGAGGCUGCUGUUCUCAUUUACCAACUGAGGCCAACAUUCGCUCAGCUUUCAGCUCACAACUUUAUACCCUCCCUCGUUCAUUUAAUCCAGAUGAAAAAUGAAGAUUCGGAUGAUCUUCAGUUAGUAAUAGAGCCAAAGGAUGCUGCCAUUGCAUUGCUUGAGCAGAUACUAACAGGAGGGAAUGAAAACAGCCAGUCCAUUAAUGCUUUUAGUGUUAUUUCUGCAAAUGGAAUUCCAGCACUGCUCAAGUGUUUGGACAGGAUGGACGGAAGAAAGUCUAUAAUUUCAAUACUACUAUGUUGUGUGCUUGCAGAUAAAAGUUGCCGAGACUUUAUAGCAAGUAGAAUUGAACUAUGUCCUGUUCUUGAAAUAUUUCAUUCUGGAAACGAUUGUGUAAGAGGUGUAUGCAUAGAUCUUCUCUCGGAGCUAGUUCAGCUAAACAGGAGGACAUUCUGCAACCAGAUCUUGAAGAUAAUUAAAGAAGAAGGAUCAUUUAGUACCAUGCAUACGUUUCUUGUGUAUCUUCAAAUGGCUCCCAUGGAACAGCAACCUACCAUUGCUACUCUUCUUCUUCAGCUUGAUCUCUUGGUUGAGCCACGGAAAAUGAGCAUUUACAGGGAAGAAGCUGUAGAAACACUUAUUGAAGCACUUCAUAAAAAGGAAUUUUCUAAUUCACAAAUGAUGGCUCUUGAUGCUUUAGUAUCUCUUUCCGGACGUCUUACAUCAUCUGGAAGGUAUUAUUUGGAAGCCUGGCUACUCAAGAUUGCAGGGUAUGAUCAACCUUACAAUGCUUUAAUGAAGGCAGAAGGACUGAAGAAGGGAGAAAAUGAUUUGGCAGAAACAAUGGAAGAUGAAGAGAAAGCUGCAAGUUCUUGGGAGACAAAGGUAGCUUUUGUACUUUGCAAUCAUGAGAAGGGUUCUAUUUUUAAAGGUUUGGAGGAAUGCUUCAAGAGCAAUUCUAUAGAGAUGGCAAAGUCUUGCCUUGUCAUCUCCACAUGGCUCGUAUACAUGCUUUCGGUUCUUCCUGAUAUUGGUGUAAGAGAGGUUGCUCGCAAAUACUUGCUUGACGAAUUUAUAAAUGUCCUCCAAUCAUCAAGAAACAUAGAAGAGAAGAUUUUAGCAGCCCUGGCUUUAAAAACUUUUGUUAUCGACGGAGCUGCGCUUGAGGAGCUGGAAAAGUAUGCCAAAUGCAUCUAUACAACCUUAAGAAAGUUUAAGAGAACUUCACCUGUGAUCGCGGAUGUACUGAAAUCUUUGAUGAACUUGGCCUCUGUCAAUGCAACAGAAUUGUGGAAUUGUACCGAAGUAGUCGAGUUGGAAUCAUCUUCAAAUGGGGAAGUCCUGUCUUUACUUCAUCUUAGAGGUCGGGUUAUAAGCAGCCAUUCUGAUGGAACUAUAAAGGUGUGGGAUGCUGGGAAAAGGGUUCUUAGGUUAAUUCAAGAAGUUCGUGAGCACACAAAAGCUGUCACAUGCAUUUGUGUUCCAUCUUUCGGUGACAAAUUGUACAGUGGCUCAUUGGAUAAAACGAUUCGGGUUUGGGUAAUCAAGCCUGAAGAAAUCCAUUGUGUGCAAGUUCACGAUGUGAAAGAGGCAGUAUUUGGGUUAACAGCUAAUGCUAAAGUUGCAUGCUUUACUUCUCAAGGAACAGGAGUUAAGAUCUAUAAUUGGUCUGGAAUCCCGAAGCAUGUAACUUUCAACAAAAAUGUGAAGUCCCUGGCUAUGACUGGAGAUAAAUUAUUUUGUGGUUGCUCUGGUUACAGUAUUCAGGAGGUGGAUCUGCGGAAAUUGACAUCAACCACAUUCUAUUCUGGCACAAGAAAAUUGUUGGGUAAACAAAAUAUAUAUUCCUUGCAUAUUAAUGAUGAUCUUCUCUUUGCUGGUGGUUCAGCAGUUGAUGGAGCAGCAGGAAAGGUUUUUUCUCACUCCAAGAAGGCAGUAAAGGGUUCAUUUUCAACUGGGUUAGACAUCUCGCAUAUUGUUGGCAACAAUGAGUUCAUAUUCACAGCAACAAAAUGUGGGGUCAUUGAGGUUUGGUUAAAAGAAAGUGUCACAAAAGUUGCCUCCAUUAAAGUGAACGGCGGAGGGCAUGCCAAAAUCACAUCGGUGGCAUUAGAUGUGGAUGGAGGAAUGCUGUAUGUUGGCUCUUCUAAUGGCAAGAUCCAGGCCUGGGCUAUGGAUUAGAGAAUUUCUGCCAGAAGCAUUUAUGUUUCUUUUGCAAACAAAAAACCAUUUGUAUCAAUCGUUUUGCUAUAAUUUUAUGCAUUUCUUUUUUUGUACAUUUAACACGCACAAAUUCAAGAUUCGAACUUAUAUUAUAGAUAAAAGGAUAGACAAAAUUCAUCGGUUAA
Ricinus communis (castor bean) is the source of this 5586-nucleotide messenger RNA. RefSeq names its product putative E3 ubiquitin-protein ligase LIN-1. Gene Ontology annotation, biological process: protein ubiquitination. The record is from RefSeq and is a predicted model, not a curated record. NCBI's taxonomy places the organism in Eukaryota, Viridiplantae, Streptophyta, Magnoliopsida, Malpighiales, Euphorbiaceae. Gene Ontology annotation, molecular function: ubiquitin-protein transferase activity; protein binding. The transcript is spliced from 17 exons. Bases 941 to 5419 code for a protein of 1492 amino acids.